Drosophila grimshawi is the source of this 1708-nucleotide messenger RNA. Its product is annotated as zinc carboxypeptidase. NCBI's taxonomy places the organism in Eukaryota, Metazoa, Arthropoda, Insecta, Diptera, Drosophilidae. Gene Ontology annotation, molecular function: metallocarboxypeptidase activity; zinc ion binding. The transcript is spliced from 3 exons. The record is from RefSeq and is a predicted model, not a curated record. Gene Ontology annotation, biological process: proteolysis. The coding region runs from base 248 to 1609 and encodes 453 amino acids.
CACUUAUAAUGGCCAACAGCUGCAUGCAAAGCCAGAUAUAGUUUAAGAUUAUGGGCGGCUAACGGAUAGCGGUUAACAAAUAGUUGUAAAUGGAUUAAAAUAAUCAACGGCUACAGGUAGGCAAAACACUCAUAUUUAUUUACCUGGAAUGUUAAUAGCGGUAAUAAACUGCAAUUAGCAGCAAAAAUAUGUUGCUCAACAGCUGUUGGCCUGGACAAACAUAGACAGUUCACGAUAACAAAAUAGAAUGGAAAUUUAUAGAAUUUUGCGUACGUUUAAAUGGCAAAUGUUGCUGCGUCUGCUGCUCAUUCCACUGUUUACCAUGUCGGCGAGUGGUACUAAAACUGAGGACGGCGCUUGCCAACGGCAUGUGUCGGAUUGUGUAGCAGCAGCUAAAGAUCAGGCUCGUUACGAUCACUAUCGCAUCUACAAUGUCCAAUUCGAUAAUGUGGAGCAAAUCGAGCUGUUCCAAAAAUUGGAGGAACAAAGCGACAGUCUCACAUUUAUUGGCCACGCACGCGAAAUUGGCCAAAAACUUUCCAUAUUGGUUGCUGCUCAUCGUGUUGCUGACUUUGCGGAUCUAUUGCAGACCUAUAAACUGCAGCAUCGGGUUUUGACCUACAAUUUCCAGGAGAAGAUUGAUCGCAAUAUGCGUGAAGUGUUACCGGAGGAUGUGGAUGUGGAUAAGUACGAUUGGCAGCACUUUUUCCAUCUGAAAACCAUUAAUGGUUGGAUGGAGCAUAUGGCUGCCAAGCAUCCAGAUCGGUUGAGUGUGCUGGAUAUGGGCAGCAGCACGCAAGGAAAUCCGAUUAAGGGCAUCAAACUGGGCAGUAACCCCGAGAAUAAAGCCAUCUUCAUUGAGAGUGGAAUUCAUGCACGAGAAUGGAUUGCUCCUGCAACAGCUACCUAUAUAAUCAAUGAGCUGCUCAACUCGAAGGAUAAGCAGGUCCAGAAUUUGGCCAAGAACUACAAUUGGUUUGUUUUCCCCUGCGUCAAUCCCGAUGGAUAUAAAUAUACGUUUGAGCACGAUCGCAUGUGGCGCAAGAAUCGCCAGCUUUUUGGCACCUGCCGAGGCGUCGACCUGAAUCGCAACUAUCCCGAUCAUUGGAACUCCACGGGAUCGAGCAGUGAUCCAACGCGCUACGAUUACGCUGGCCCCAGUGCCGGCAGUGAACUGGAAACGAAGCGUCUAAUUGACUUCAUACGGAACAAUGUGGCGAAGGAACAGAUUAAGACAUAUAUAUCCCUGCACUCGUACUCACAGAUGCUCAUGUUUCCCUAUGGAUAUACCAAGGAGCAUGUGUCCAACUAUGACGACUUGCAGGAGUUUGGCAAGAAGGCAGCGGCUGCCAUCAAGGCGGAAAGUGGACGGGAUUAUGUUAGCGGGAAUCUGUAUGAGACAAUCUAUCCCUCGAGCGGUGGCAGCAUGGAUUGGGCUCAUGCCGAGGCCGGCAUACCCAUUGCCUACACAUUCGAGCUACGUGGUCCGCCCGAUAGCCAGGAUCUGUUCAUUUUGCCAGCCGUCGAAAUACAGCCGACGGCUAGUGAGGCAUUUACUGCUAUUCGCACUAUUGUGGAAGCUGCUGCCGAGAAAGGUUACUAUAAAUGAGAAAUUAUAUGAUAAUCUAGAAGAACCUAACAUAUAAUUCUAAGUAAAUUUCUGUUUUUACUAGCAUUAUAAUCUUAAAUAAACCCAUAUGUUUUAUCA